Brugia pahangi is the source of this 3234-nucleotide messenger RNA. Lineage: Eukaryota; Metazoa; Nematoda; Chromadorea; Rhabditida; Onchocercidae. The record is from the annotation of a GenBank genome assembly.
AUGGAGACAGAGGUUGUAAGAGCAUUUAAUGCUGAGUUGGUAUCUUUGUACGAAUUACGGCCACCGAUAAGUAAGAAAAAGAUUGUGGAUAUCACAAAAGCAGCAAUGAAAGCUAUUAAAUAUUACAAACAUGUUGUCUUUGGUGUUGAAAAAUUCCUAAUGAAGUGCAAAGCAGAAUAUAAGGUACCUGGUCUGUAUUGUAUCGAUUCUAUAAUACGGCAAUCGCGUCAUCAGUUCAAAGAUAAAGAUGUUUUUGGUCCACGUUUUGCAAUCAAUAUGCAAGCAACUCUUUCAAAUCUGUUGAACUGUAAAGCUGACGAAAAGUUGAAAGUGGUUCGAGUUUUGAAUUUAUGGAAAAGUCAUGAAAUAUUUGAUACAGCAAAGUUACGACCAUGGUUGGACUAUUGCCGGGAUGUUCAUGGACUUGAAACAGACGUUGUGGUCGUAGAAAAAAGUGUAAAGGGCGAUCAAGCGGAUUUCUCGAUAUAUAGUCGCAUCCCUGGUCGUGGUGAGAAGCGAAAAAUAAUGGAAUCGCAUACUCCAUUAUCUGGAAGUCGAUCUCGCACACCACCUUUGCCUUUGCGUGAACCAAGUGAUGAUGCUGUAGAAGGGGGCGUAAGCGAGCGUGAAACUCUUGCGAUGCUAACUACAAUGGGUUUGGAUCUUGGCGGAAUGUUUACUUCCGAUUCAUCGUUGUUGCAAAAAGUCAAUAAAUUAGUAAAUAAUAAACUUAUUGAACGUCGGGAAUUGGAUUCGAAACGACAGGGAAACAUUAAGAAUCUUCUUUCCAAAGAAUUCGAUUAUAGUGAUGAAGAUGACAGCGGUGAUGAUGAUUUUAGCCGCAAGUUGGACAUAGAAGGAAAGCCUACGGAGUUGACGAAACAGCAAAUUAUAGGUAUGGCGGAAGCAGUUCUUCGAGAGCCAGAUACAAAGGAAGAAAUACAACGUAUGCACACGGAGCGAAUUUCAGCUUUGUCUCAGGCAGCUGCAGCAAGGGUUCAAGCUGUUAAGCAACAACAACAACAACAACAACAGCAGCAACAACAACAACAACAACAACAACAACAACAACAAGGAAGUGUGCCUUCAGCUCGUACAUUGGCAACUCAACCAGGUGCACCUCCAAUUACAAUUCCGCUAAAUCCAAUUACUACUCCACAGACGAAUAUGGCGGCUGCUGUUCCGCCACUUUCGAUUCCGAUGCCAAGUCAACCAUUACAACCUCAAGCAGCAACAAAUAUGUUAUCGCCUAGAUCAGCACAACAGUUUUUGCUUAACGCGAGUGGGUUAGUUGGAUUUGCGCCGAAUUUGCCGCCACCAAAUCUUUUGGGUGUGAUGCCUCCGCAGAUCCCUACUUCGAUGUCUAGCGUAUUGCCACUUGCAAGUACGAUGGACGCUGGCAGUCGAGAUCGUAAUGAUAUUGAUCAGGAUGAUCGCUAUCGCAGAGAAGAUGAUAGAUUUGAUAGUGAUCGAGAUGAUCGAUUAAGACGAGCUCAUGACAGAAAUGAUAGAAUUAGUGAAAAGAAUGAUAAAGGUCAGGAACGGCGACGAGGUCGUUCAAGGGAUCGUGAACACGAUGAUAGAGGGAACAGUCGUGGCUUUGGCGAUUCACAUGCGAAACGCCUGCGACGUAGUCGAUCUCGUGAUCAAGGCUUUGGAGAUCGUAGAAGAGAACAUCGUCGUAGUAAUAGUCGUGGACGAAGAGGUUUAUCACGGGGACAUCUUGAUAGGGAACGAUCGGAGCGUGAUCAUAACAAUCCAGCAUACAGAGAUUUGGAGCGACAGCGUCGAAAAAUGGGUCUUCCCUGGCCACCAAAAGAAGGACACCUGCUGAUAGCUUCAUGUACACUAUGGUUGGGUAGGAUUCCUUCCAACUGUGCAGAAAGUGAAAUCCGUCAGGCGGUAGCUGAAGCUGGAGAGCCAGCACGAAUUAGCAUUAUACAUUCCCGUGCAUGCGCAUACGUUACAAUGAAAGAUAGGAAAGCAGCAUUUCGUGUAAUGGACCGAAUGCAGAAAAAUUUUAAAAUCGGAGAGAAAAAUGUCAAAUUGAAUUGGGGCAUUGGACAAGGUUUAAAAGGUGAAAGAUACGCAGAAUACUGGGAUUCUGAUCGGGGAUAUUCGCUGAUUCCACAUUAUGCUUUACCUAGUGAUUUGGAAUCUCUAAUAGAAGGAGGUCAUCUUGAAGUAGAAUCGUUGCCUGCACAUCUUGCUGACUUAUAUGAUGAACAUGGAUUGAAAGGAAAGCAACGUGAACAGGAUUCAGCUUCUGUUCAGAGUACUUCGAAUAUUCAGUUACCGCAAGUAGCUCCAAAUAUGCCUUCAUAUCAGUUUCCUUUGGGUCAACCGCCUCGACUACCUGGAGCUGCUCCCUUCCUACCUCAUGGAAUGGUGCCAAUUCCUGGCAUUUUUCCUCCUGGUCUACCUCCUCAAAUUGGAGGUGUGCCGCUGGCUGCGCCAGCUCAGAAACCGCAGAACUGUGCACCAACUGAUGCCCAAGGAACCAAUGCUUCAUCUACUCCUUCACAGGCUGCUGCCAAUGCAAUGAAGGUGGAAAGGAUGCGCAUGCCAGGACCAAAUGCAUUCAUGUCUUCUGGAUAUAACAUGCCACCCCCCAGAUAUAAUGCUUCUUGUGGAUCUCUAAACUUGAGAACAAAUCGACCAGCAGUAUUUCCUGGAAGAUCACCGUUUUCUCCUUUCCGUGGUGGACCGCCUUUCGGAGGAGCUCCAAUUAGAGGGAUGUUGCGAACACCGCUACCACUGAUGCAUUCGCCAGGGAUAGGGAGAGGGCUACGAAAUCAUUAUCCACCGCGACAUUUUCCACCCAGUUUGUUAGCUAAUAACUCCGACGGUUACAAAACUACGCAAGAAAAUCGAUGGCGUAAUAAUGAACCGAUAGAUGGAUGUGUUGACAAUUCUAGGCACGAUGAAUGGGAUAGUAAUGCUAUGGUACCAUCCAGUAGUCAUGAGGAAUGUUCACAACCCGAAUCAACCAAAACUGAAAAACGGAUAAAAAAGAGGACUGAAGUGGAUGAUUCAAGCAAUGAACCUGUGACAUCGACUACUCAUGAUGAUGAAAACGCUGCAGGAAGCGGUGCUGUCGAAAAUUUAGCAUCCGAAGUGAAAGUGCCCGGUAGCACAAGUGUAAUGCCAAACAGUGAUGAUUUGAAGGCUGUAACAAUGAAUGAGGAUAGGAUGUUGGAGCAAGCAAUUGUUUAUGGUGAUGAUGAGGAAUAA